AUUGUUUUGGAAGAGUUGCGAGUUUUAAAAUUUUCAUGCACGAUAGAACUACCUAUGUAGAUGGAGACAGAUUGUACCAUUUGAUUAGGCGCAACAGAGGGGAAGUGUCAAUCAAACGACACAAAAAUAAAAAUGAAUACACUAAAAGCACCGUCACUUCAAUCGCUGUUGGACUCGGAUCGUGGCUCAAAUGACAGUCUUCUGGCCGAAUCGUUGCAAUUGGACCUGGAUGAGCUUGACGAUGCUGAAUACUCCAUUCCACAUGUUGAUAUGAUGCCAUCAUUGGAAAGUAUUUUAAGUGAAUUGGAUACCGAUUCUGAUAUAAUCUCCGAUGUAAGUGUUCGUAUCACACCAACGCCAUCAAUUGACGAUCGACCUAAAACUGGAACAAUGCUUAGGCAUGUUCUACUGCAAGGGGUCACUUCGCAGAUAACAUCUGCUUCGGAGAGAAUUAACUCAGGAUUGGCAACAUCUGUGGCUGUAUCGGAUAUGAUUGCGGUCGGUACAUCACACGGUCAUAUCAUGGCAUUCGAUAUACUACAAGCGCUGAGAUGGUGCUGUCAGGAAUAUUUACAGCAAGGUGCUGUUACAAGUCUCGCAUUUAAUGAAGAGAGUACUCGUUUGCUGGCUGGAUUUGCCAGAGGCUACAUUGUGAUGAUUGACACGUCAACGGGUGAUUCGUUACGAGUCCUUUCCGAUGCCAUAACACCGAAUAGCGGUGUUCUCAAUAUAAAAUGGACUGGAAAACCGACACUCGCACUGUGCUCGGACACCGGUGGAUCUGUGUGGUCACUCAGCUUCACACGACGCCUUGGCAAACGUGGCUGUGAUUCAAAGUGUUUGUUCAGUGGAGCUAGAGGAGAGGUUUGUUCAAUAGAGCCAUUGAUUAUCGACGAAGAAGAUCAUCCACUGAAAUCGUAUUGUAUCGUUGCACUGGCUACUCUGUCCAAAUUUUUUGUGGUUAUGAUUCGGCCACGGUUGAAAGUGAUCAAAUUCCAUCCGUUGCAAGGACCUCCGGAUAGUUUACCGUUGAUAUCGUGGCAAAUGGUAUUGAUUCAAUCGGCUGAUUCGACGCGUGUCAUUGAUCCCGUUUUGGCUGCAGCUCGCGGUACAAAUGUGUAUUUUCAUCAGAUCUGCAUUCAAUCGGGUAAAAUAUCGUUGUUGUUCCUGCGUCACAUCAGCUUGAGCUAUAGCUUGUUGGCUGUUCAUUGGAUGGGACCGAAGACGAUAGCAACGGUUGAUCGAAAUGAAAUGCUUCAUUUGACGGAUGUUCGAACGACCAAAGAAUCAGAAUGUAUUGAUAUUGCAAAUGCGGGACUUGUUUAUGGUUCGGCACAUUUCAAAGGUUUUGCAACCGGUGGCAAUGUGUCGCCGGCAUUUGCUCUGGCCGGAACAUAUGCAUGUUACAAUUCGGUUAUAUCAAAAGGAUCACAGCUGUAUGUGUUGGGUGCACGAAGUUUACAAUCGAUAAAUGUUCGCUCUUGGAGUGAUCGCAUCACGCAUUUAGCUCAGAAUCAACGGUGGUGUGAAGCAUGUUCGCUAGCUAUUGAGGGCUAUCGAAGUGCCGGCGAUCGUUCGCGACGAAAACAAAUGGCCAAAGAUCGUGUAAUCCAAUUGGUGGAAGAAUACUUGACGGCGAGUGCAAGAUGUCCUGAACUGUGCCUUAAUUCAAUCAUGGCUUGUUUAAUCGAAAUCCAAGAGUAUGAAAUGCUGUGGCAGGAGCUGUGGGAACGAUUGACCACCAAAGAUACUUACAUCAUUCUAUUAAGCGAACAAAUUGAGAAUGGAAAUAUUUCCUAUAUAUCACCAGUUGUGUCGCAAUGCCUGUGUGAAUAUUGGUUGAAACAAUCGCCCGUCAAACUGGAAGAGAUUAUUCUAAAGUUGGAUUGGCAGUGUUUGGAUUUGCAUCAGGUGCUAUCGGCAGCAAAACGGGAGAAACUCUAUCGUGCUCAAAUGCACUUGAAUACGGUGGCAUUGGGCGAUUAUUGCCUGUCACUCACCGAACUCAUACCACAAAUCACCCAUGAGAACGAUCGUAAUUUGGGCAACUAUUUGCUCGUGUACAUAUCAAGCUGUUUAUCGGGUCGCGGUUAUCCAUCGGGCUAUAUAAAUCCGGAAAUCAUUCAAAAUGUAAAGCAUGAAGUGCUGCGCUGCUUAACAUCCAUCCAUUCGAUUCGUGCUGUCGAAUCAGAGUUACCAUAUCCAUAUUUGCGAGCGUUGCUAAUUUUUGACUCACAGGAAACGUUAAACGUAAUCUCACUAGCAUUUCAAGAGAAAGAAUUCAGCGGUGAACUGGGGCAAUCCCAUCGACAGCGAAUCGUCAACAUUCUUCUCGACAUCAUGAGUCCUGAGCAUUUUCAGUGGACGGAAAUUGGUUGCCUACUCAAUUUUGUAGCCCAUGAAAUCGCUGCCAAUAAUCUACCUGAUGAUUCAGUGCUGCUGCAAAAGGUGUUGGACUAUGUGAAAAUGGAAAAAAUCGAAAAUGAAAGUGCACGCCAACAUUCGGAUCGAGAGCAAGCUUGGCUUGCGUUGCUUGAAGCCGAUCGCAUCAAUACACUAAGUUUGAGUGAGCAUUUGACAAUUGCUCGUCAAUCCAAGUGCUAUCGAGUGGUUGAACAUUUGUUGGAGAAACAAAAGUCAUUCAAUCAGAUAUUGGAUUGCUAUUUACUUGACCCACAUCGACACAACGAAGUCUGGAGUUAUCUGCAGCUACAAGCAAAUCGACCUGAACGAAAAAUCUUCCAACAAUGCCACGAUCACUUCGCCGAAUUGCUGCGCAUAAGUAGUGAAAAAGUUACACAAUUUAUGAUUGAAUUCUUUCCACGAAAUGUGGGCCAACUGAUUCGACUGCUCGCCGCCGACGAAACGAAUUUGUUUGCAUUUAUUUCGAUGCUGCUAAAGCAUGGCAUUAGCAUUAAUUCAAACGAUUGUGAGACGUAUUUGAAUCUGUUGUGCCGGCACGAUGUGAACAGUGUCGAUGGAUUCUUGCGCACAAACGAAAAUUAUCGCCUUGAAACGGCCAUUGAAAUCGUCAAAAAAUAUGAACUACAUGACUGUCUUAUCUACUUGUAUGAACGGCAAGGUGACAUCGAUGCCGCCUUUAAUUUGUCGCUAGAAAUGUUACAAGCAACGCCUGAGGGCAUGGCCGAAAACCGGGCAUUGGAAUUGAGUGCACUUUGUUCACGCUCAUUAGAUGUAUUAUCGAAUGGCGAUCGCGAAAAGCUGUGGUUCACCUUGAUCCGAACGGUUCUGUCGCGCAACGAUUUGAAUGCGAUAACGAAAAGUAUUUUACAUGCGGCCAGUGGUCACGUUGAUCUGACCAAUUUAGUGCAAUUAGUGUUGACUUCAAGCAGUGAAACGGGCAAUUUGGGCGAUAUCAAGCAUUUGCUCGUCGGUAUGUUGGCCAAUUCCAAGUAUGAAAUACUGUUGCAACAAACGACGGCUCGUAUUCUAGGCCAUGAUUUGCAUCGAAUGCUUGCACAAGAGAAACGAAUCGCAAAUCGUGGCUUAUCCAUCAAAUCAAUCAAAUGUAUUUUAUGCCGGUCAAAGCUUUAUAAUCAACAGGAAUCAUUGAUUUUUGGCCUGUGUGGCCAUGCGGCACAUCAUAGUUGUGUGCAAGAAAUGUACACGGAAUCCGAUAAAAAACUCCAAUGUCCACGUUGCGAUAACGAAAUCCAUCAAACGAAACCCGUUGAAUUGGCCAAGCCAAAUGAUUGCUUUUAUGAAAAUAAUGCCAAUGAUAGUUGUAGUCUUACGUUGCAAUUAGAAGCACCGCCACGUUCAAUCGGCUGAUGGUGAUCGACAUUCACUUCAAAUGUUACAAAUUGUCAAUCUAAACGUUUAUUGUAGCCAAUUUAAACAAAUUUAACUCUCCAAAAAUUAAAUCAGAUUUAUUCACAGAACAA
Molecule: messenger RNA, 3905 nt
Organism: Sitodiplosis mosellana (orange wheat blossom midge)
Lineage: Eukaryota; Metazoa; Arthropoda; Insecta; Diptera; Cecidomyiidae
Gene: Vps8
Product: vacuolar protein sorting-associated protein 8 homolog
Exons: 6
Coding region: 133-3792 (1219 amino acids)
Biological process (GO): endosomal vesicle fusion; protein targeting to vacuole; vesicle-mediated transport
Cellular component (GO): late endosome; HOPS complex
Molecular function (GO): protein binding
Source: RefSeq, a predicted model, not a curated record